CGUCCCCGAAUUGAACACGAAAACAACUUGAAGCUGUCCACAUUGCAGAACGUGCUGCCGUGUAGUGAAGCUGGCCGCGAGUUACCGAUUCCCUGUAGAAGUGUCACAACAGUGAUGUGUAUCUUUAGAAACUAAGAUAAAAAUGGAGAACAAAGUAAUUAAUCAGAAGGAAUACUUGAAAAAAUAUAUAUCUUUGGGUGAUAGUGAUAAAAAGAAAAAGAAGAAGAAGGAGAAAAAGAAGCUCAAAACGGGAAUAAAAACAGUAAAAAUUAUAGACGACGAUAUAGAUUUGAAGAAUAUGAGACCCAUUGAAGAGGGUGAAUUCGAUAUCCUUUUAGAUGGAGAAGAUGCUCCUCAAAUCGCAGGUAUAGUUGAUGAACGUGGACCAGUCGAUUUCACAGAUAAGAAAAGAUGGAAGAUUAUAACCGAGGACAAUGAAGGCGAUUUAACUAUUAUUAAUCGUAAUACUGUUUAUGAAGAAAAAAAUUUAGAUGAGACAAAUCAAAAUAACGCUAAUCUUGAUUUAAGUCCACCUAGAUCUAAACAUUCCAAAAAUAAACAUAUGGAUCUGAGUCCACAAGGACGGUCCAAAGAUGAUAGUUCAGAUCUAAGCCCACUUAGAUCCAAACAUUCUAAAAGUAAGCGUAUGGAUUUGAGUCCACAUAGAGGAUCAAAAGAUGACAGUUCGGAUCUGAGUCCGCCUAGGCUCAAGCAUUCUAAACACAAACAUUCGAAUACACGCAGACAGUCUAAAGACGAUGACUCGGAUUUGAGUCCACCUAGACAAUCUAAAAAUUAUGAUUCAGACUUGAGUCCACCUAGAUUGUCCAGAAAUAAUGAUUCUGAUUUGAGUCCACCUAGGAAAUCUAAAGAUUAUGACUCAGAUAUAAGUCCACCUAGAAAUACAAAACAUCGGACUUCAAUGCGCAGUACAUCUGGACAAAGCUAUCGGAGUUCAGGUAACAGAGAUUCGGAUAUUAGUCCACCUAGAAAACGCAAGCAGAAUCUAGAUCCAGAUUUAUAUGAAAACAGAAAGAAUAAGAAGAGCAGGGAUUCGGAUUUAAGUACAUAUCGACGUAAUGAACAUCGAUCCCGGAGAGAUAAUUCGCCACGUUCCAGUUCGCAUAGAGACGAUAGAGGUCACGAUUAUCACGAUAAAAAAAGUUCAUCCAGAUCUGAUAGACAUGAUGCAUCAAGCUCAAGAGAUAAACGGGAAAGGAAUUAUGAAGACAGAGAUAAUAAAUCUCGAUCACACUCGGAUACACGAGAGAAAAGAAAAAAGACACGUUGGGGCGAGGAAAUUGACGAUAUCGAACGUGGACGUAUGGGAAGUAACGUAAAAGAUCGUGACAGUCGAGCGACAAAGAUGUUAGACGGCAAAACAGCAGGAUUCCAAGCUGCGAAAGCAUUACGAGAAGAAACUGAAGCCUAUAAACGGCAAGAGGCUGAGCAUUUUAGCAAGCUAAAUAAAGAGAUGACUGGAGAAGGCCAAGCUGCAAUUGUACGUGACAAAAUGGGAAGAAAGCGCAAUCUAGAAGCAGAAGCAGCAGAAGAACGCGAACAGGAAAUGAAGCAACGAGAGAUAGAUGACAAAUACGCCAAAUGGGGCAAAGGCCUGAAACAAGUGGAGGAUCGCGAGGAAAAGUUAAAGAGUGACUUACACGAAAUGAACAAACCUCUGGCAAGAUACGCGGACGACGCGGAUCUAGAUAAAGAGUUGAGAGAACAAGAAAGGGAGGGUGAUCCUAUGUUGGAGUACAUAAAACAAAAACAGAUAAAAGAGGGAAAAAGAAAGCCAGAUGCACCGCAAUAUCAUGGUUCGUACGCGCCAAAUCGAUUCGGUAUUAAACCUGGUCAUCGGUGGGACGGCGUCGAUAGAAGUAAUGGAUAUGAGAAGAAGUGGUUCGAAUCACAAAAUGCAAAAGUAGCAUUACAAGAAGAUGCCUAUAAGUGGAGUACAGCCGACAUGUGAUCAUGUUCACACAUAUUAUUACAGCAGAAGUUUUCAAUUCUAUUUCCAUUCAUUGUUAAUAAAGAAGAAUUAAUAAAAAAAUUUUAAAUAUUUCAAUAAUA
This is a messenger RNA of Pogonomyrmex barbatus (red harvester ant), 2073 nucleotides long. RefSeq lists its product as uncharacterized. Gene Ontology annotation, biological process: mRNA splicing, via spliceosome. Gene Ontology annotation, molecular function: RNA binding. NCBI's taxonomy places the organism in Eukaryota, Metazoa, Arthropoda, Insecta, Hymenoptera, Formicidae. The record is from RefSeq and is a predicted model, not a curated record. Gene Ontology annotation, cellular component: U2-type spliceosomal complex; RES complex.